Adineta ricciae is the source of this 1200-nucleotide messenger RNA. NCBI's taxonomy places the organism in Eukaryota, Metazoa, Rotifera, Eurotatoria, Adinetida, Adinetidae. The record is from the annotation of a GenBank genome assembly.
AUGCAAUCCUUUCAUCUCAAAGGAAUGUUUCUUUUAUCUCUUUUAAUCAUCUCUAUUCUUCAUCGCACAAACAGUGAACAAUUGACUGCUAACAAUCACGUGUUUUUGUUCGAUCCUCCAAGUUUAACUGUAGCUGUUGACCACAAUACUACAGCUACGAUUCAAUUAGUAUCUGAACAAGAUGAACCAGUCAACGUUUCAUUCGUUUACGGACUUGAUCGAAGUCCAUCAACAGAUUACAUUCAACCGUUGAAACCGGUUCAUUUUCCACGGCAUUUAGCUCCUAUGCAAAUUGUUUUACAAAUCUCGGGUCGUCGUCCCGGUCAUUUGAUUGUUGGUUGUAAUGCGACACCCAGUCUGAAUAAUAAUCUAACUGAACGAGAUUUUCUUCGCAUUAACAUUGCACGAAGUACAAAAUUGAAUCGUUUGAUUAAUAUUGUUGGUUGGCUUUAUUUUGCUGCUUGGUCUUGCUCGUUUUAUCCACAAAUUGUUUUGAACAUACGGCGGCAAAGCGUUGUGGGUUUGCAUUUCGACUUCUUAGCUUUUAAUCUAUUGGGAUUCUUCUGUUAUUCAAUUUAUAAUAUUGCAUUGUAUUCAUGGCGGGAUGUUCAGGAUAGUUAUCGAAAGUCACAUCCACAUGGUGUUAUUCCUGUCUUAGUCAACGAUGUCGUUUUUGGUUUACACGGAUUUAUUGCGACAUUGAUAACCAUUUUUCAAUGUCUUUUCUAUGAUCGUUCAACACAACGUGUUUCGUACAUCACAUCAAUUUUAUUAGUCCUGUCGGUUUUAUUUCUAACUAUAACGACAAUUGUAACUGCUGUUGGUCGAAUGGAUUUACUUUUGCUGAUCUAUUUCUAUUCCUAUGUGAAACUAAUUGCAUCGUGUAUCAAAUACAUUCCACAAGCAGUCAUGAAUCGUCGACGAAGAUCAACGGAGGGUUGGUCCAUUGGGAAUGUUUGGUUAGACUUUCUCGGUGGAAUACUUAGUCUCAUACAAAUGGUUUUAUUAGCAAUUAAUUACAACGAUUGGUCAUCAAUAUUUGGUUCGAUAACUAAAUUGGGUUUGGGAAUUAUUUCCAUGGGAUUCGAUCUGAUAUUUCUUGUUCAACAUUAUAUUCUUUAUAAGAAUACGAAGAAACAGGAACAUGGUUAUCAAGUGUUGGAUAAUAAUGAACAACCAACGAGUUCAAUUCCUACUUAA